This is a messenger RNA of Caenorhabditis briggsae, 1848 nucleotides long. NCBI's taxonomy places the organism in Eukaryota, Metazoa, Nematoda, Chromadorea, Rhabditida, Rhabditidae. The transcript has 11 exons. The record is from RefSeq and is a predicted model, not a curated record. Gene Ontology annotation, molecular function: protein binding. The coding region runs from base 1 to 1848 and encodes 615 amino acids.
AUGGUUUCUUUCGAGAAAUAUAUUUAUCCCAUUCGAGGAAAAUUACGAUUUGAAACUGAUCAAAUGGAGGAUUUGAAUAAAUGUUACAAAUAUGGAAACGCUGUGAAACUUGGGAAAACAGAAUGGUGUCUCAUCGUCGCCACAGAAUGCUCGCCGCACACUCAGAAUCAAAAGUGUUUUUCGAUUUUUUUGAAAUCACUUUACAAUUAUGAUCUUGCCGAAACUAUUUCGGGUCAAUUUUGUGUGUAUAUUUUGAAGAAUUCAAAACCAGAAAAAGCACGGAGAACGAAAUUUGUGAUGAAUGAAAAAUCUACGGGUACUUAUGGAUUCCCUAAUUUUUUGAAGUGGGACGAAUUGAUGAAUGAUGGAUAUGUGGAAAAUGGAAAAAUUGUAAUUGAAGCGGUUUUGUCAAUUGAAGUCGAACAAAUUUUCAAUCCAAAAUCCACAUUUUUUGACUGCAGACCAAAUAGUGAGGAUUUGAAAGUCAUGCUAGAGCCCAAAGAAGAAGGAUGUCAGAUAAAAAGUGGGAGAAUUAUUCAAGAAGUUGAAAUGGCAAAACUGAAGGACAUGAACCUUCAAAAUCUCUGGUGGCGAGUUGAAGCUGCCGCGGAAAUUCAUAUCAAAAGUCGAUUGCAUCCAAAUGUGAAUAUUUCAUUCAAUGUUCCACCAAAACUGUUUCUUGGAUCGCGAAGUUACGGAUCAUUUUAUGAUAUAUGGGAUUUUUUGAUGGAUCAAGAAUCCGGAUACCUCAGCAUUGGAAAAAUUUUAGUGGAAAUAAGAAUUGAUGUUAGGAAGAAAUAUGGAUUUGAGUGUCCUCAGAAGCCAAUUCGAAAAAUGACGGAUUCCGUGAUAUUGAUUGAUGGAGAAGAAUUUCAUGUUUCUAGAAGUCUCUUAUCCCAUCACUCAUCGGUUCUUUGUGACCUGUUUACUGGAACUCCAGACAUUCCAAAUUUUUUAUUCGACGAAAUUUCCAAAGAAUUAUUUGUCAAAUUUUUGGAAUUGGUGCAUGAUUGGAAAACUGAAAUUGAUGAGAAAAAUAUCGAAAAAUUGCUGAAAUGUCUAAAUCUUCUGGAAGCCGAUGAAUGUAUAAAACUCUGUGAUAAUCUGAUGGUGAGGAAUGAAUUCAAUUUUUGCAACAGAGCGCAUUUUCAAACUUUUCAGAGUCCCAAUGAGCCCUAUUACUCGUAUGUGAAACGAUACCCAAAACUUCCCAACGUUUUACGUCCAACCGGAGAAUUUCAAUUCGAAUUCGUUGAAAAGACUCGGGAAAUGUUAGAGGAUCCAGAAAUGGAACACAUUGGAAAUGAAGUUCUUUUAUAUUUGUCGAGGAAAUCGAAUCUUUUGAAAAAUAUGUGUAGUCGAGUGUUUUUUAAAGAGUUCUCCGAUCCCUUGGAUAUGGUGGUUUUUCAUUUUGAAGAUGGAAAAAGUUUCUAUGCCAGUAAGCAGUUUUCUCAACACUUUAUGAGAGAGUUCUAUGGACCGAAAUAUAAGGGAAAUGACAAUGAAAUCAAAAUUUCUGAUGUGAAAUCUGAAGAUUUUGAGAUGUUUUUAACGUUUAUAUAUCGUCCAAAUAUUAUUGCGAAAAAAUUCGAAAAAAACCCGAAAUCCCCAAAAAACGCCGUUGAAAAGGAAAGAAAUUCAAAAAAAUGUGCCGCCGAGGGACGAGGAUUUUCAGUGAGAAACCUAGGCCACGUGAGCGGCUAUUCCUGCUAUAAUUAUCGAGCUCAGAAUUUGUCGAAAGUGAAGAGAGAAAAAUUUUUUAACGAAAUAUCAAAAGUUGAAACCAUUUUUUCACUUUCCGUCGGUCUACUCUCCACUGGUCUUGCUUUCUACUUCACUAGAAAAUAA